Homalodisca vitripennis (glassy-winged sharpshooter) is the source of this 864-nucleotide messenger RNA. Its product is annotated as carbonyl reductase [NADPH] 3-like. Gene Ontology annotation, molecular function: carbonyl reductase (NADPH) activity. Bases 1 to 864 code for a protein of 287 amino acids. The record is from RefSeq and is a predicted model, not a curated record. Lineage: Eukaryota; Metazoa; Arthropoda; Insecta; Hemiptera; Cicadellidae. The transcript has 6 exons.
AUGCCUGACACUAAAGUUGCAAUAGUGACGGGAAGCAAUCAAGGUAUUGGACUGGAAAUUGUGAAAAAUCUCUGUGAGAAAUUCCCAGGCGUCGUAUUUUUGACAUCCAGGAGCAUUGAAAAAGGAAAAGAUGCUGUUGAAGCUCUUAAAAAGCUUUCACUGAAACCAGAAUAUCAUCAGCUUGAUGUCUUGGACAAGGAGAGCAUCGCCAGGUUUGCCAAGUUUAUUAAAGAGAAGUAUGGAGGCAUUGAUGUACUUGUUAAUAACGCUGCUAUUGCCAAUGCAUCUGGCCCUCAAGAAGAGUUUGGAGAACAGGCAGAGGCGACCUUGACGACCAACUACUUCGGUCUGCUAGCUGUCUGCCAUGCUCUGUUCCCUUUACUCAGACCCCAUGCCAGAGUGGUCAACCUCUCCAGCAGCGAAGGGCAUCUGUCCAAAAUCCCCGAUGAGACUAUACGGGAUCGUCUUCAGGACCCCAAUCUUACUGAAGAGGGACUGACAUGUCUCGUGAAGGAAUUCAUAGAUUCGGGAAAAGCUGGUACAUACAACAUUAGAUACAAAGAGAAAGGUUGGGGUUACAUGUCCUACCGCAUGUCCAAGAACGCUGUGAACGCCCUGACAUUCCUGCAGCAGAAAGCUUUUGAUCAGGAUUCCAGAUCGGACAUCGUAGUGAACGCUGUACACCCAGGCUUCUGUACCACCAACAUGACUCGGUACUAUGGAGUGUUAACACCACAAGAAGGUGCUGAUGCUCCCACAUAUCUCGCCUUGUUGCCUCCAAACGUCUCUCAGCCCAGGGGACAGUACGUGUGGAAAGAUCGAACAAUUGUUAGUUGGAUAGAACCGCUGAAAGAAAAAUACUAA